Messenger RNA from Neopelma chrysocephalum (saffron-crested tyrant-manakin), 629 nucleotides. Its product is annotated as interferon-induced transmembrane protein 5-like. The record is from RefSeq and is a predicted model, not a curated record. Gene Ontology annotation, cellular component: plasma membrane. The coding region runs from base 1 to 360 and encodes 119 amino acids. NCBI's taxonomy places the organism in Eukaryota, Metazoa, Chordata, Aves, Passeriformes, Pipridae. The transcript is spliced from 2 exons. Gene Ontology annotation, biological process: host-mediated suppression of symbiont invasion; response to interferon-beta; response to type II interferon.
AUGGAGACCCGACAGGCGGACGUGUCCAUCCCACUGCAGUCCUCCGGCUGGGGGUCGGCUCCCCCCGGUCCUCGGGCGGACCCGCCGCCCCGGGACUAUGUGCUCUGGUCGCUGUUCAACGUGGUGCUGUGGGGCGCGGUGGCCGGGCUGGGCUGCCUCGGCUUCCCCCCGCUCGUCUACUCCAUCAAGGCCCGUGACUGCAAGUUGCUGGGGGACCUGGAGGGUGCCCGGCGUCACAGCUCCCGCGCCAGGGUGGCAAACAUCAUCUGCUCCGUGCUGGCAACCCUCGUGUUGGUGGGCUUCAUCAUCCUCGUCAUCAUCCUCACCGUCUUCCUGGAAAUCGAACUCGAGAACCCCUGACCGCCGCCUGGCCCCCACCCGCGGGGGGCUUCUCCCCCUCCUCCCGCCCCGCAAAUGUGCCCGCUCGGGGCGCGGGGGCGAGGGGAUUGAGCCCCGUCUCCUCGCUGCUGCCCUCCGGGUGUCCCCGCACAGCCGCGGGAGGGGAUGGGGCGGCCCGGCGGGGGGCGUGGGGAGGCAGCCCCCCCCCCCUUUCUCUGCUCUUGCGCUUCCUGGCACCUGUGACACACCUGUCAGUCCCUGCUGCCACCAAUAAAGCUCGUCCUGCCAAA